Cucurbitaria berberidis CBS 394.84 is the source of this 1189-nucleotide messenger RNA. RefSeq names its product HET-domain-containing protein. NCBI's taxonomy places the organism in Eukaryota, Fungi, Ascomycota, Dothideomycetes, Pleosporales, Cucurbitariaceae. The record is from RefSeq and is a predicted model, not a curated record. The transcript has a single exon. The coding region runs from base 1 to 1134 and encodes 377 amino acids.
AUGGCCUUCGUCCACCAGCCGCUAAUUGCGCAAAUCCGGCGAAUUCGCCUGCUCAAGAUUAUAGCACCAAUAUCCCCUUCUGAGUUCUGGGGUCCAUUAUCGUGCGAAAUCAAAACAGUCAAUAUGGAGUCUGCGCCGCCCUAUUUCGCUUUGUCAUACACAUGGGGCGAUCUGGGAGAUCCAACAUAUAUCAUUCAUAUCAACGGUGGGGCCUACCGGGUCAAAAAGAAUUUGUAUCACUUCCUAUGCUACUUUCGGGGCGAUUCUAGAUAUCAUGGAACCUACCUCUGGAUCGACCAGAUCUGUAUCAAUCAAUCGGAUUUGGACGAGCGCAGUUAUACGGUUCGGUUUAUGCCUACGAUAUACUGGAGAUCUACUUGCGUUAUAACAUGGCUUGGAAUCGACACCGACACCGUCGCCGCAGCGCUCGAUUUCGCGGCUACGAGAUCAGCCGAUGCCCUCACAGUGUUAUUGAGUAACCGCUACUUCACACGGCUAUGGAUUGUGCAAGAAGUCCUCCUCGCUCGCGAAGUCCAUGUACUGGCCGGAACGGUCUGGCUGGGAUUCCAGGACAUGGAGGAAACCGCCCGUGAACAGGUGGAUAAAAUGUUGUAUGGGGUUCGCAAUCCGUCCCUCUACCUACUGUGGGACAGCAUACACAACCGACAAAGUCGGCAUUUAGCACAAUGCAUCGACCGAUAUAGCUCCAAUCACUGUGAAAAACCACAAGACCGAGUAUAUUCGCUCCUGGGUCUUGUUAAACCAGAAGAGCAACUAGCAAUCGACUACGAAAAGUCGGUUCCCGAAGUCUUUGUCGAUGCCGUGAAGGUCCUCGCGAGGAGUCAUUGGAGACAGCACCCUUACACACGGUUCUCCAAAGAGCCUCCAUACAUAACGACUUUUAUGUCUCUCGCCAAGAAUAUGGGGUUCGCACAGCAACUCGAUACUCUGCGCAAACUCACUAAAGAGAUCUAUAACACUAAACCGAGUGCUGCAUGGUACCAAAAGGUUUUGCAGUACCUAGAGAGUAGUUACGGUGCCUCGUAUAGUCAUAUUACAGAUGACGACUAUGAUGAAGAAGAGGAAGUGCAAGAGGAAGAGGAAGAUGGGGGCUAUCAAUACCUCAGUAUCUAAGUUGCCUCAAUCAAUAUAUAUUAUCAAGACAGCAACGUUAGCCCUCUAAGCGGAC